Molecule: messenger RNA, 3113 nt
Organism: Erinaceus europaeus (western European hedgehog)
Lineage: Eukaryota; Metazoa; Chordata; Mammalia; Eulipotyphla; Erinaceidae
Gene: TCTE1
Product: t-complex-associated-testis-expressed 1
Exons: 5
Coding region: 401-1903 (500 amino acids)
Biological process (GO): flagellated sperm motility
Cellular component (GO): sperm flagellum
Molecular function (GO): protein binding
Source: RefSeq, a predicted model, not a curated record
ACCUGCAGCAAGGGUGUAAAAAUGGACAAAUGAGGAGUGGAGGGGCUACUGCCCCCAGAAACAUUCCCUGUCUUGUCUUCAUCCCCAGAUUUAGCUGCCUUUUUCACCUCCCACGUCUUCCUGCUGCUGCUGUCUGGAAUGCUGGGAGGUUGGAAGAAGUAGGGAGACUGCAAGAAAAAAUGGAAGGGAGGAAGACCAGAGCUCACAGGGAGUGAGAAGAAAUGCCACCCCCCAGUACUGUCUCAGAGUCUGUUCUCUCUGAGACUGCACUGUCCAAAACCACGUGUGGCUACUGAGAUAUCAGGUUUCCUCCAGCAUCAACAACCUGCCAGUCUGAGAAACUUCCUACCGCAAGCCUGUUACUGAGGGGCCCUUGGGCCUCAGCUGCCAAAUUCUCAACAUGCAGGAGACACUAACAACACCGCCGUCACUGUCAGCCCCCAGCCAGUCCUCAGUCUCCACCCAGGGCCGGCCCUCCAUUCUAAGCCCACCUUCUGCCACGGGCCCACAUCACUCCAAGACCUUGGUGGUACAGUCCCCCAUGAAGCCCAAGUCUGGGAGUACUGGAGUCUCUAGCCGCCGGAUGCGCAGGAUCAUCGCCGAGGAUGCCGAGUGGUCCCUGGCAAUUGUGCCUCUCCUCAGUGAGCUCUGCAUCCAGCAUAUCGUCAAGAACUUCCAGAACAACCCUAUCCUGAAGCAGCUGCUCCCAGAGGACCAGCAGAAGGUCCUGAACCACCUGCCUACUGACCUGCCGCUGGUGGUGACAGCUACCAUGAUUGAGGAUGAGAGCUACUGGCACCGCUGCUGCCUGCAGCGCUGGCCGGUGUGUCACGUGAGCAAGCACGGCGGCAGCUGGAAGCGCAUGUUCUUCGAGCGGCACCUGCAGAACCUGAUCAAGCACUUCAUCCCCAACACCACCGACCCUGGAGUGAUCCUGGACCUGCUGCCGCUCUGCAAGAACUAUGUGCGCAGGCUCUGCGUGGACCAGUUCCUGCCACCCGUGCAGCUGCCAGCCGCACCCCACAGUGGGGACCAGUCUGACUCUGGCAGCGAGGGGGAGCUCGAGCAGCCCCCUAUGGACCACUACCAGCUAGAUGACCUGGUGGCCGGCCUGAGCCAUUUGGAGGAGCUGGACCUGGUGUAUGGUGUCAAGGACUGUGGCAUGAACUUCGAGUGGAACCUCUUUCUCUUCACCUUCCGUGAUUGCCACUCUCUGGCCGCAACCAUCAAGGCAUGCCACACCCUCAAGGUCUUCAGGCUGACCCGCAGCAAGGUGGAUGACGACAAGUCUCGCAUCCUGAUCCGCGGCCUCCUGGACCACCCGGCCCUGGAGGAGCUGGACCUGUCGCACAACCUCAUUGGGGACCGUGGGGCGCGUGCCGCCGCCAAGCUGCUGAGCCACAGCCGCCUGCGUGUCCUCAACCUGGCCAACAACCAGGUGCGCGCCCCCGGCGCCCAGUCGCUGGCUCACACCCUGGCACACAACACCAACCUCAUCUCCCUCAACCUGCGCCUCAACUGCAUCGAGGACGAAGGUGGUCAGGCGCUGGCCCACGCCCUGCAGACCAACAGGUGCCUCACCACGCUGCACCUAGGUGGCAACGAGCUGUCCGAGCCCACGGCCACGCUCCUCUCCCAGGUGCUCACUGUCAACACCACCCUCACCAGCAUCAACCUCUCCUGCAACCACAUCGGGACGGAUGGUGGGAAGCAGCUCCUUGAAGGCAUAUCAGACAACAGGACGCUCCUGGAGUUUGAUUUGCGUCUGUCUGAGGUAGCCCAGGAGAGCGAGUACCUCAUUGGCCAGGCUCUCAGUGCCAACCGUGAAGCAGCCCGUCAGAGGGCCCUGAAUCCUGGAUACUUCAUGUCGUCAAUCUGUCCCAAGGAUCCUGAGAACCCUUAAGUAUAAGACAGUGACCUGGUGGAGCAGCAACAAGAUCUGCAUCAUGUCCCAUCCCCAUUUCACGCCCCUGCCCGGCCUGCUACCGUGUCACAUUGGGACUUGGGGGUGGGGUGGGGGAACUGCAGAGAGGAAAACAGCCACAGAUAAAUCUUCAGAUGAGUGAUUGCGGGUUAUAUGGACAAAGAUGUGAGGAAGAGGAAGUGCCCAGGAUAUAGGGAGAAGUGGUGGGGACCAGGACCCAGCCCCUGCACAAAGGUGGAGGCAUCACAGAACCCCCAGAAAUGACCCACUUCUAGGAAUAAGGCAGGCAGUGAUGUGUGCGCUCAUGACCCACCCUCCCCUUUCCUUUCCCCUCCCACAGCAGAGCUUUGCUGACUCUCCCACCUUCACCCCUGCCUUUUACCUCUGGGUUCAAGUGGCCACGCAGUCCCUUAGUCAUCCAGCCUGGGAAAGGAAAAUCAGGGGUAACUACGGGAUGGACUCAAACCCAGAAAGUUUUUCAUGGAAGGGAAAGCUGGGGAUGGGGCAGAGUGCCACACAGAGAAGGGCAUUCAGUGAGUCAACCGCAACUUUAUUAUCCACCAGUUUGAUUUGUACAAUCUUUGCGCUUGGAAAUCCAUGACAGAAAGGCCACAGUGUGAUGCACCCAGUUAACAGAGACCUGUCUUCUCCCCAGUCAGGCCCAGCCCACCCCACAAGCCCUUGUCCCCAGAACACAUCCCCGUCCUUCCAUAGCUGCCCACUCCAGGCCACACUCACAGGAGUCACAUCAGUCUCUAGGGCCAUGAAAGGUCCUGUCAGAUGGGCUUCAGGCUGAGUCCCAAAACUCCCACCCAGCUAAGGGCUGAGUUGCCCAGACCUCCAGCUCAGUGUUUCCAGGAAGAGUCAUAGGCUGCAGCCAGCCUCAGGGUACCUGCUCUCCGGGGACUCCUAGCAACCGGCUGGUGCAGAGCAGAGCACCAGAGGGGGGCUUGGGAGUGACUGCAGAGCCUCUCUGGACCUCCGGAGUCUGCCCAUUCUUGACACCUCUGACAGUUCUGGAGUGCAAAUGUGUAAGUGUAAGUGUGUAUGUGUGUGUGUGUACAUAGCUACAGAUGCUAGCAGAGGUUCUAAUUAGAGAAACGAGAACAUUCGGUGUAAAGUUUAAUUUUAGAGAUUAAUUUUCUGUUUUUUCCCUGACAAUAAAGCUACCAAGAAAAUAGACCAAAAA